CCACAUCUGCUGCCUGCUGUGCCCUGCUGAGCCGCCCAGUCUGGAGCCCCCAGGACAGCGCCUGCCUCCCGAGGUUGUCCUGGCGCAGUUGUCCACAGCGAUGGUGGAGAACUGGACUCCACAGGCUCACGACCUUCCCGUCAGGCUUCAGGGGCCAGCAUCCUUCCUCCUGGGACUGGUGGCCCUGAACAAUGGCUGAGGGCCAGGGGACCCCAUAAAGUUUCUCUACAGCUUCUGGGGGCCAGUAGCACUCCACUGCCUGUGGACUAUGACCACCUAUCGGCCCAUUCCCAAUGAUGGCGUGGACCUGGCAGCCAGCUGUGGGGCCAGAGGGGCCGAUGUCCUCCCGGGGCCGCACACCGGGGACUACACUCCCUUGGGAUUCUGGGUCCAGAAUGGCAGCAUGCCCCAGCCUGUUGAGAGCCCAGCCAGCGCCACCACCCGCCCCAGCCCCACCACACCUGCCAUGCCCAAGAUGGGCGUGCGCGCCAGAGUGGCUGACUGGCCGCCCAAGCGGGAGGCCCUGAGAGAGCAGAACAACCCAAGCCCCUCGCAGGACGCAGAUGGCACGAAGGCCACAAAGGUGGCCCAUUCCAUGAGGAGCAUACAGAACGGACAGCCCCCCGCCAGCACUCCGGCUUCUUCGGGGUCCAAGGCCUUCCACCGGCUCUCCAGAAGGAGGUCCAAAGAUGUGGAAUUCCAGGACGUGUGGCCCCGGUCCCCGGGCAGGGCCUUCCUCCCGCUGCGGCACCGCAGCAGUAGCGAGAUCACGCUGAGUGAGUGCGAUGUGGAGGACGCGGGGGAGCCGCGGGCGGCGCGGCACGCGGGGGCGCUGCCCCUCUUCCGCGAGUACGGGAGCACGUCCUCCAUCGACGUGCAGGGCGUGCCCGAGCAGAGCUUCUUCGACAUCCUCAACGAGUUCCGCAGUGAGCAGCCCGCGCCCCGGGGCGCGCCACGCCGCCCCGAGCUCGAUCGGGGCGCACACCUCCUGCGGGGCGGCGGCGGCGCCAAGGGGGACCCCCGCCACGGGCAGCCCGGAAAGGACAGCCUGCUGCCGCUGCAGCCCGGGAAGGAGAAGGCCCGCAAGAAGCCCACGCGGGGCCCGGGCGGGGAGGCGGCGGACUCGUGCAUCUUCCGGAAGCUUCGGGGCGGCCGCGCCGAGGCCGAGGCGCGCGCCCCGGGGGAGGCGGAUGAGGCCACCGCGGCCCUCGGCGCCGCGCGCGCCCACAGCCUCGGGGGCGCGGAGCCCGCCUUCGCCAGCACCGAGGACCUCAACUGCAAGGAGAACCUGGAGCAGGACCUGGGCGACGACACCAGCAACGAGCUGCUGCUCAGCUGCCCGCACUUCCGCAACGAGAUCGGCGGCGAGCGCGAGCGCGACGUGAGCUUCGCCCGGGCGUCCGCGGGUCCCCCGGCGGGCGGGGGCGGGGGCGGCGCCGAGGGCCGCCCGGCGGAGCCCAACCUGAGCUCCUGCCGCACCAACGCCAGCAUCUCGGUGCUCGAGGUGCCCAAGGAGCAGCAGAGGACGCAGAGCCGCCCGCGGCAGUACAGCAUCGAGCACGUGGACCUGGGCGCUCGCUACUACCAGGACUACUUCGUGGGCAAAGAGCAUGCCAAUUACUUUGGCGUGGACGAGAAGCUGGGGCCGGUGGCCGUGAGCAUCAGGCGGGAGAAGCUGGAAGACCACAGGGACCAUGGGCCUCAGUACCAGCACAGGAUCAUCUUCCGGACGCGCGAGCUCAUCACCCUGCGGGGCUCCAUCCUGGAGGACGCCACGCCCACGGCCACCAAGCACGGGACGGGGCGGGGCCUGCCCCUGAGGGACGCCCUGGAGUACGUCAUCCCCGAGCUCAACAUCCAGUGCCUGCGGCUGGCUCUCAACACCCCCAAGGUGACGGAGCAGCUGCUGAAGCUCGACGAGCAAGGGCUCUGCCGGAAGCACAAGGUGGGCAUCCUGUACUGCAAGGCCGGCCAGAGCUCGGAGGAGGAGAUGUACAACAACGAGGAGGCCGGCCCCGCCUUUGAGGAGUUCCUCUCCCUCAUCGGCGAGAAGGUCUGUCUGAAGGGCUUCACCAAGUACGCCGCCCAGCUGGACGUCAAGACCGACUCCACGGGGACCCACUCCCUCUACACGACGUACCAGGACUACGAGAUCAUGUUCCACGUCUCCACCCUGCUCCCGUACACCCCCAACAACAGGCAGCAGCUACUAAGGAAGAGGCACAUAGGGAACGACAUCGUGACGAUCAUCUUCCAGGAGCCAGGGGCGCUGCCCUUCACCCCCAAGAACAUCCGCUCCCACUUUCAGCACGUCUUCAUCAUUGUCCGAGCCCACAACCCCUGCACGGAGAACGUCUGCUACAGUAUGGCUGUGACCCGAUCCAAAGACGCCCCUCCUUUCGGCCCCCCCAUCCCCAGUGGAACCACCUUCCGCAAGUCUGACGUCUUCAGAGACUUCCUGCUGGCCAAGGUGAUCAACGCCGAGAACGCAGCGCACAAGUCCGACAAGUUCCACACCAUGGCCACCAGGACCCGCCAGGAGUACCUCAAGGACCUGGCCGAGAACUGCGUCUCCAACACGCCCAUUGACUCCACUGGCAAGUUCAACCUCAUCUCCCUGACCUCCAAGAAGAAGGAGAAGACCAAAGCCCGGGCAGGUGCCGAGCAGCACAGCGCAGGGGCCAUCACCUGGAGGGUGGCGGCUCAGGACUAUGCCCAGGGGGUCGAAAUCGACUGCAUUUUGGGAAUUUCUAACGAGUUUGUGGUGCUCCUGGACCUCCGCACCAAGGAGGUGGUGUUCAACUGCUACUGCGGGGACGUCAUUGGCUGGACCCCAGACUCCUCGACGCUCAAGAUCUUCUACGGGCGAGGGGACCAUAUCUUCCUCCAGGCUGCAGAGGGCUCUGUGGAGGACAUAAGGGAAAUCGUGCAGAGACUGAAGGUGAUGACCAACGGCUGGGAGACGGUGGACAUGACCCUGCGGCGGAACGGGCUGGGGCAGCUGGGCUUCCACGUGAAGUACGACGGGACGGUGGCUGAGGUGGAGGACUACGGGUUCGCCUGGCAGGCCGGCCUCCGGCAAGGCAGCCGGCUGGUGGAGAUCUGCAAGGUGGCCGUGGUCACGCUGACCCACGACCAGAUGAUCGACCUGCUGCGCACCUCGGUCACCGUCAAGGUGGUCAUCAUCCCUCCCUUCGACGACGGCACGCCCCGCAGGGGGUGGCCGGAGACCUAUGACAUGAAUACCUCGGAGCCCAAGACAGAGCCGGACAGCGUGACCCCCGGGGGCCGGCCCCCCUACCGCAGCAAUGCUCCCUGGCAAUGGAGCGGGCCCGCGUCCCACAACUCUCUGGCAGCCUCCAAGUGGGCCCCUCCAGCCACCCCCAGCCAUGCCCAGUCCCUGAGCCGGCCCCCGAAGCAGACCCCCGUGGUCCCCUUCCGGGAGUCACAGCCCCUGCACAGCAAGAGGCCUGUCAGCUUCCCAGAAACCCCUUACACAGCAUCACCAGCAGGGGCCGACAAAGUCCCUCCCUACCGCCAGCCUUCUGGGAGCUUCUCCACCCCCGGCUCGGCCACCUACGCCAGAUACAAGCCAUCCCCGGAAAGGUAUGCGGCCGCCCCGCACCCACUGCUGUCUUUCGAUCCCCACUUCGGCCAUGAUGGGACGUCCAGCGGCGACUCCUCCUCAGGUGGCCUGACCAGCCAGGAAAGCACCAUGGAGCGCCAGAAGCCAGAGCCCCUGUGGCAUGUGCCCGCCCAGGCCCGGCUCUCAGCCGUGGCUGGAAGCAGCGGCAGCAAGCACGCCUCCAGGCAGGAUGCGGCAGGCAAAGAUUCCCCCAACAGGCAUUCCAAAGGCGAGCCUCAGUACUCCAGUCAUUCCAGCAGCAACACCCUCUCCAGCAACGCGUCCAGCAGCCACAGCGACGAUCGCUGGUUUGACCCCCUGGACCCCCUGGAACCAGAGCAGGACCCCCUCUCCAAGGGCGGCUCUAGCGACAGCGGCAUUGACACCGCCCUCUGCACCUCCAGCCCCAGCUGCAUGUCGCUGGCCAAGACUCCCCGGCCGGCCAAGCCGCACAAGCCCCCCGGAAGUAUGGGCCUCUGUGGGGGCGGGCGCGAGGCGGCCGGGCGGGCCCACCACGCAGACAGGCGGCGGGAGGUCUCGCCAGCCCCGGCGGUGGCUGGCCAGAGCAAGGGCUACCGGCCGAAGCUGUACUCCUCGGGCUCCAGCACUCCCACGGGCCUGGCUGGGGGCAGCCGCGACUCGCCCAGGCAGCCCAGUGAUAUGAGCUCCAGGGCUGGCUAUCCUGCUCAGGUUUACAAAACUGCCAGCGCAGAGACUCCCCGGCCCUCACAGCUGGCCCAGCCCAGCCCCUUCCAGCUCUCCGCCUCCGUCCCCAAGUCCUUCUUCUCCAAGCAGCCCGUGCGCAAUAAGCACCCAAUGGGGUGGAAGAGAACAGACGAGCCCCCGCCACGGCCACUCCCCUUCACUGACCCAAAGAAGCAGGUGGACACCAACACGAAAAACGUCUUUGGGCAGCCACGGUUGAGGGCGUCACUCCGCGACCUCCGCUCCCCGCGGAAGAACUACAAGUCCACCAUUGAGGACGACCUGAAGAAGCUCAUCAUCAUGGACACCCUGGCGCCGGAGCAGGACAGAGACGCGGGGCAGUCGCCGCAGAAGAGCCUGCAGCGGACGCUGUCCGACGAGAGCCUGUGCGGCGGGCGCCGGGAGCCCGGCUUCACCAGCCCCGGCAGCCUGGAGCCCGGCCUGCCCGGCGACGUGCUCUUCACCAGCACUUGCGCCUUCCCCUCCAGCACGCUGCCCGCCCGCCGCCAGCACCAGCACCCGCUCCCGCCCGGCAGCAGCGGCCCCAGCCCCAGCCCCGCCGCCGGCAACGGCUUCCCCGAGAAGAAAGCCACCAUCUCGGCCUCGGAGCUUUCGCUGGCUGACGGGCGGGACCGGCCCCUGCGGUGCCUUGACCCCGGCAUGAUGCCGCUGCCCGACACGGCUGCUGGCCUCGAGUGGUCCAGCCUGGUCAACGCAGCCAAGGCAUACGAAGUGCAAAGAGCCGUCUCGCUCUUCUCUCUCAACGACCCAGCUCUGAGCCCGGACAUCCCGCCCGCACACAGUCCUGUCCACAGCCACCUGAGCCUGGAGAGGGGGCCCCCGACCCCCAGGACCACCCCUACCAUGAGCGAGGAGCCGCCCCUGGAUCUGACGGGCAAGGUGUACCAGCUGGAGGUGAUGCUGAAACAGCUGCACACGGACCUCCAGAAGGAGAAGCAGGACAAGGCCGUGCUGCAGUCGGAGGUGGCCAGCCUGCGGCAGAACAACCAGCGGCUGCAGGAGGAGUCCCAGGCCGCCAGCGAGCAGCUGCGCAAGUUCGCCGAGAUCUUCCGCAGGGAGAAGAAGGAACUCUGAGUGGACAGGCCUCCGCCCGCAGGCUGUGGGCCCUGCUCCUCUCUCCCUCCACUUGCUCCCCGUUGCAAGUGUGGCCAAGAUAAUCCAGCCAGGGCGCCACCGCCCUCCCCGUGCACACGGAGACCCCAGAUGGCAGGGGGCCCUGAGGGAGGCCUCGCCGGGGCCGGGAGCCGGGUCUGCUCGCGGUCUCAGGCCUCCCUCUGAACUGCCCAUCUCUGGUCCCUGGGGCUGGGCUGUGCCCACACUGCCGCCAGGGGCCCACCCUGCCCUCCCCAUCCAGCCCCUUCCUUGGACCAAGCCACGGGAAGCUGGAGGAAGGGGAGAG
Ceratotherium simum simum (southern white rhinoceros) is the source of this 5750-nucleotide messenger RNA. Lineage: Eukaryota; Metazoa; Chordata; Mammalia; Perissodactyla; Rhinocerotidae. The record is from RefSeq and is a predicted model, not a curated record.